Hansenula ciferrii is the source of this 1605-nucleotide messenger RNA. RefSeq lists its product as uncharacterized. Bases 1 to 1605 code for a protein of 534 amino acids. Gene Ontology annotation, biological process: transmembrane transport. Gene Ontology annotation, molecular function: transmembrane transporter activity. The record is from RefSeq and is a predicted model, not a curated record. The transcript has a single exon. NCBI's taxonomy places the organism in Eukaryota, Fungi, Ascomycota, Saccharomycetes, Phaffomycetales, Wickerhamomycetaceae.
AUGUCAACAGACCCUGAGAAGUCUAAUACACAAGCAGUGGUUGCUAGUAUAAAUGAUUCAAAUGAUCACAAGGAUUCCAUAACAGAUUCUUUACCUUCAUACAAAUUUUUCCAAUCUGCUAAAGGUGAAUUAUCAAAUUAUGAUUCAACAGAUAUAGUUCUUCGUACGAAGAUUAACUUAAUCAAUGAUGCAUUAGAUGAGAUUGGAUUUACAUGGUAUCAUUUUAAAUUAUAUUGUUUAAAUGGGAUGGGUUACGCUGUGGAUUCAGAAUUAACAUUUAUUCAAUCUUCAGUUGCACAAUAUGUUAGAUAUCAAUUCAAUCAAACUUAUCCAGCAGAUUCUCAUGCUAUUUAUGCUGGUCUUUUAGUUGGUGCUAUAUUUUGGGGAUUUGGUGCAGAUUUAAUUGGUAGAAAAAUUGCAUUCAACACUUCAUUAUUAUUAAGUGCUAUAUUUGCUAUAUUAACUGGUGCAAUGGGGAAUUUUGCAACUUAUUGUCUUUUCGUUGCAUUUUCUGCAGCUGCUUCUGGUGGGAAUCUUGUUUUAGAUACUACAGUUUUUUUAGAAUUUUUACCAAGUAAAUAUCAAUGGUUAGUUACUUUAAUGGCUUCAUGGUGGGGUGUUGGUCAAACUAUUGCUGUUUUAACUACAUGGUUAUUUUUCAGUCAUGAUGAAUAUAUUUGUUCUGGUGGGUUAGGGGAUUGUCCUUCUGGUGAAAAUAUGGGUUGGAGAUAUGUUUGGUUUGUUAAUGGUGGAUUUGUAUUAAUUGUAGCUAUUUUAAGAUUAACAAUUAUUAAAUUAGAAGAAACUCCUAAAUUUUUGGUUUGUAAUCAAAGAGAUGAAGAAGCUGUUUUAUGUUUACAAAAAAUUGCAAAUAAAUAUAAUAGAUCAUGUUCAUUAACUGUGGAACAACUACAAGAAUGUGGUCAAAUUACAGGUAAUGAAAAUUUCUUAUCAAAUCCAACAUUUAUGUCAACUAUUAAAUCAAUUAAAAAGCAUAUCAAAGUACUUUUUUCAAAUAAAUUAAUGGCACUUUCAACUUCAUUAUUAUUUUCAAAAUGGACUUUAUUAGGUAUUUCAUAUCCAUUAUAUUCAAAUUUCUUACCAAUUUACCUUGCUACAAGAGGUGCAAAUACAUCAGCAGAUUCUACUGCAGGUGUUUAUAGAGAUUCUGUCAUAUCAAACGCAUCAUCAAUAGGAGGUGGAUUAAUCGGUGGUGCCAUAUUAUAUCUAGUACCAGUUCUUGGUAGGAAAGGUGUUAUGAUUAUUGGUGGAUUAAUUUCAAUGGCUUUAUUCUUUGGUUAUACAGCUGUACGUACAAGAUCACAAAAUGUUGCAUUAUCAAGUUCAGUUUAUGUUGCUAUAAAUAUUUAUUAUUCUUGUCUUUAUGCUUAUACACCUGAAGUUAUGCCAUCAAGUGCUCGUGCCACUGGGAAUGCUAUUUCUGUUGCAUGUAUGAGAGGUAUGGCUUGUAUUGUACCUGCUAUUGCUUAUUUUAGUGAUACUUCUUCAAGUAUACCUGUUUGGAUUUGUGGUGCUUGUGUUGGAUUGAUUAGUAUUUGUUCAAUUUUCUUACCUUUUGAACCAUCAAAGCAAAGAGUUGCUUAA